This is a messenger RNA of Rhagoletis zephyria (snowberry fruit fly), 1089 nucleotides long. RefSeq lists its product as uncharacterized. The record is from RefSeq and is a predicted model, not a curated record. Gene Ontology annotation, molecular function: nucleic acid binding. NCBI's taxonomy places the organism in Eukaryota, Metazoa, Arthropoda, Insecta, Diptera, Tephritidae. Gene Ontology annotation, biological process: DNA integration.
AUGUCCCAUGAAGCCACCGUUGAAGAAAUUGACAUAUUCGACCGAUAUUCCAGCUACACUCACCUUCUACGAGUGAUAGCGCUUUUGUUACGAUUUAUAGAUAAUUGCAAAGCUAUGAAAUUAAAGCUUGAAAUGUCAAAGUCGUUUUUAACAACAAAUGAACUACAGCGGGCGCAUAACGCUUUGGUUAGGAAAGCUCAAACAGCAUCAUGUGCGCCGGAAUUACGAAGCAUACGUCAGGGUAAGCAAUUGCUAGUUUCACACAAAUUAGCCAUGCUAUCCCCUUUCAUUGAUGGCGAUGACGUGUUACGAGUUGGGGGAAGAAUCACGAAUGCAGAUGUAAACUACGAUCAGAAGCAUCCUAUUAUUCUCAACAAGGAUCAUCAGUUGACAAAGCUUAUCAUAAAUGAUUAUCACGUGAGAAAUUUGCAUGCUGGAAACCGGCAACUUCAUUACUUACUGGGUAUUCGCUACUGGAUUCCCCGCGUUACGAUUGCCGUCAAGCGCUGUAUUUAUAAGUGUACUGUCUGUAUGAGACAGCGUGGCAUUCCAUACCAGCAACAAAUGGGUAACAUCCCUCGUCCACGAUUGAAUCCAGGCAGCACGUUUCUGAAUACUGGAGUGGAUUUCGCAGGGCCAAUCCAGCUCCGUUCAUGGAAGGGUCGUGGCUCUCGACUGUACAAAUGUUGGAUUGCGCUUUUUGUGUGCCUCGCUACGAAAGGCGUUCACAUUGAAUUGGUCACCGAACAAUCUACCGCUGCUUUUAUAGCCGUCUUACGUCGUUUUAUCGCCAGGCGCGGAAAACCCAUGCACAUCUAUUCCGAUAAUGGAACCAAUUUUGUAGGGGCUGAUCAGCAACUGCGAGAAAUUCACCAAUUGCUUCAGUCAUCUACAACACAAGAUGGUAUCACACGUGAACUCGCUGACCAGCAUAUUCAGUGGCACUUCUCGCCUCCGUCUGGACCGCACUUUGGUGGCAUCUGGGAAGCUGGUGUGAAAUCGAUGAAACACCACUUGAAGCGCACGCUAGCUGAUACUUCAGUCACCUACGAAGAAUUGCAAACGGUGUUAUGUCANAUUAUGCGUUAA